Molecule: messenger RNA, 1914 nt
Organism: Triplophysa rosa
Lineage: Eukaryota; Metazoa; Chordata; Actinopteri; Cypriniformes; Nemacheilidae
Gene: ccdc28b
Product: coiled-coil domain containing 28B
Exons: 6
Coding region: 270-911 (213 amino acids)
Source: RefSeq, a predicted model, not a curated record
UACGCCCUGGUACAUAAAUAUUUAUUAGAACUUUUGAAGCUGUUUCCCAAUGGCGAAAGCUUGUCUUGUGAAUAUUAAUAAGCAAGCUUCGCUAUAGUACGAGUGACAGAUUCGCGGAGGGGAAGUAGGAGCUCAAGCUGGCAACAACACGCACCUGAUAUUGCCUUUAAAAAGCACACCGCGGAAACAUUUUAUUGGAAUGGACAAGCCAACACGGGCGUCAUAAACUCGCGUCGGAAAGCCUCGUAUUCAGCCGUGCCACUGCCCUCAUGGAGGACAAGAGGAAGAAAAGAAGCCCCAAAGUGUCCCUUCCCCAGCCCCCACCUCCACCAAUCAACCCACGGAAACUGUCUGUUCUUCCGGCGAGUAAGAGCGCCACAUUCUCACUGGGUCUACCACAGCCACCCUCCCCCAAACCCAGGGGCAAGUACAAGAGAUCGGUGGGGGCAAUGGGUCCAUCUAAAGAAGCUCUUGCUGUUCCCGCGCUUCCCCCCAAAAACACAAGACCGCACAGAGAGAAGCCCAGAGCUCCUCAGCCUGCUGGUCCCAGCCGUGUGUCCCAGUCGUCCUCACCGCUCCAGCAUUCAUUCCUCACUGACGUCUCUGAUGUGAGAGAAAUGGAAGGAGGGCUCCUUAACCUGCUUAAUGACUUUCACUCCGGAAAACUGCAAGCUUUUGGUAAGGUGUGCUCCUUCGAGCAGUUAGAGCAUGUGAGGGAGAUGCAAGAACAUCUGGCCCGACUUCACUUCAGUCUGGACAGCCAUGUGGAGGAGCUCUCAGAGGAUCAGAGAAAGACGGCUUCAGACCGCAAUCUAGAACAUCUGCUUUCAAACCUGGAAGAAUUGAGCAGCUCAAUACAGAAACUUCACCUGGCAGAAAAUCAAGAUUUGCCCAAGACAUCCAGCACCUGAAGUGAUAAACCAAUCCCAGCUGACCAUCAAAUCACUGUGCAGACCAAGGCCCAGGUUGCUAUGGCAACAAUUCAACUGCAAGGGCUGAAAUGAGCACCAUUAUAGUGAAAUGUUAUAUUAGGAUCAAUGGUAUCAAAGCACAUUCUCCAUCUGAAUGCCCUGAUCAUAGCAUUUAAAUACAAUUUAAGCUCUUUUAUAUAAUUCAGACCCAAGUAGCUAAAUGACUUUUAUAUUGCUGUGAUUUAAAGCCUAUCUAAUGUUUGUUUGGACAGUUAUGGUUCAGUUAAGAAUUGCUUAAGCUGGUUUCAUUCUUAUUACAAUUGUGGAUUUCAUAAAUGCACAUGAUUUCCUUUCCUCUGUGGAAUACAUAUGUUAGUUUUUUCUAAACGUUCUGUGUCCUUCUAUUCAAUGACUGCUACAGCGGUCAGGAUCAAAAAUGACAAAAAAAACACUACAAAGUCAACUACUUGUUUGUUGCAUUUGCACCCUUUUAAGCUAAAAAGCCUUAGUCAUCAAACUUCACAAAAAACUUGUUUCACAAAAAAAGUCAUAUGGGUUUGGAACAACAUAAGGAUGAGUAAAUGAGGGCAGAAUGCUUAUUUUGGGUUGAAUUGUUGCUUUAACUUGGGUUUGGAAACCCUAGAUCUUCAGUAGCAGACGUAAGAACAUUCACAUUUUCUUUAAAUCACCUAAUUAGACAAUUAAGCGUUAUUUUGUAGUUGUUCAUAUGUUUUGUUGUUUUUGUUUUGGAAAUGAUGUAAAUGGUUGUGGAGUAGCCAUUUACUCACUCAGGGCUGUUUGAGACCAUUAAUCUUAGUGCCUCUUCUUAGUGUCUAUAUGACAUUGAUUGUUUUACAGUACAGGUUCCCCACAUGAUGGAACUGGGUCUUUUUGUAGAUGUUUGUACAUGAAAUAUGUUUAUUUAAAGUAAUGUUAUAUAACUUGUCUGUAACAAGUUAUUUUUGAAAAAGCUAUGUAAUGUGUAUAAAGGAACAACCUAAUU